GCUAAAAUAAACCCUCUGAGGUAACCACCCGAGGCAUCUUGGGAUGAGUUUUAUACAGACUGUUGCUUCUCUGCCGAGGAGUGUCGGGAGUGGAUCAGCGAAGCAUCUCAGCUCCGGGGCGAGAUCAGCAGCCUACAGCCGGGCAGGAGACACAGUUUGUGCUGUGGUCUCACACGUCUGUGUCCGUCAGAGGAAGGCGAUGAUGAUGCAGCUGAGCCUGGAUGACCUGACUAAACAAAGGAUGUUACAAGCUAAAGCCCUGUCCAGGGAAGCCAGAGGAGGGGGUCCUAAUCUGGGCAAGAAGAUCAGCGUUCCAAAGGAUGUGAUGAUAGAGGAGCUCAACCUUCCCAAUAAUCGAGGCUCUCGCAUGUUCCAGGAGCGACAGAGGAGAGCCGAGAGGUUCACGCUGGAGAACAGCACCAAUGCUACUCACGACACAAACAAUGUCCACCUUGACGACAUUCUUUCCUCACACCUCACCCCAGAACCAGAAGGAGGAAAGGAGAACCAGGCUUUCUCCAUCCCUGGCAAACAUAGUCUGGUCAUGAAUCUGCAGAAGACUGUAGCGAAGAAGGGCUGCCCUGACGUCCUCGCCCCAGGAUAUUGUGGCCCUCUGAAGAAUAUUCCCCAUGAGAAGUUCAAUGCAACAGUAAUCCCCACAUCCUACUGCUCCCCAUGGAGGGAGGCCCUGGGAAACAACCAGGAGCUCCUGGCUGACCUCAAUACCCAGCCACCGCAGCUCCCACACAGGCUGCAGCCGGACAACUACAGGUGCUUCAACAGAUCGCCUAUGCCCUUUGGGGGAGCUAUGGCCAGCAGGAGGGUGGUACCAGUGAUUGGCUUUGAGGCUGUGGAAUCCCAGAACCUUCCCGGUGUCGCUCUGGACCGCAUGUGUCAGCGACCCAACUUCAACAGAGCACCCAGAGGAUGGGCACUUGAUUACUGUCCUGAAUCUAAUGAACUAUGAAAGAGACAAACUGAAGCACUGACAUGUUUUGUCAAGAUGGUGAUGCUCUUGUAAAUCACAGACCAGUGCAGGGGAAGGAAAAUGCUGCAUGUGUGGCAGGCGACUACUGUGUCAUCUGACCAGCUGAGGCAACCACUGAAUGCUGCAAUCAGUUGAUUACCUCCGUGGGGUCCAGAACUGAUCAGUUUGACCUUUACUUUCUUCUCAUAUAAAUAUGUCAGACUGAAAAGCAACACAUACAUAAAGAAUAAAACAGAGAUUGAGAUCAUAAAACCGAGUCAUUUUAAUGACAAGUGAAAACAAUGUUCAAAGAAACCCUUACAGUCAGUCAGUCAACAUGACGAGGAACAUUUAUGGAUUCAUCAAAUAAAAAAGUGGAUGUAACUGAAAAGGUUUAAAAAUACACCUCCUCCACACGAUACACUGUACGUGACGAAUACAAAUUUAACCUAAUGUUAACGUGUUAUAUGUACAUUGGCUCCUACAAGAGCAGCCUGUCAAAACCAUACAGCCCUGAUCACACUGGUCAAUACUCUCUUGUUUGAAGCUUUCCAUCAUGUUAAGUGUCACUGAUCAGAUGUUGUUCUGCUGCAUUUUACCUACGAGCAGUGACUAAGUCAUCUUGUUACAUGCUGGUUGUUGUCUCUCCAGAAGGUGCUUGUACAGUUUAUUAACUGCACAGCAGGUGGCAUAAUAAAUCAUUUUAUUCUUUAAGGAAAUAAU
Messenger RNA from Betta splendens (Siamese fighting fish), 1690 nucleotides. RefSeq names its product myozenin-2-like. The transcript is spliced from 6 exons. Gene Ontology annotation, cellular component: actin cytoskeleton; Z disc. Bases 44 to 967 code for a protein of 307 amino acids. NCBI's taxonomy places the organism in Eukaryota, Metazoa, Chordata, Actinopteri, Anabantiformes, Osphronemidae. Gene Ontology annotation, molecular function: FATZ binding; telethonin binding; actin binding. The record is from RefSeq and is a predicted model, not a curated record.